AGACCUGGACCAAUUAAGUAAACCUCAAUCGGCCCAGCCGGGGAUCGAACCCAGGACCUCCGUCAUUAAAUCCACCGCGCAUACCACUGCGCUACGGAGGCCGUCAAAAAUAAUAACAUAUCGAGAGGAUUACAUUUAGCUUGACACUGCUUGUUUGUGGAAUACGAAAUCUAGCCUAAGAUAAUGUCACGAGAGUUAGUAGUGUGUUUUUUGUUUGGUUAAUGUUUUAACUUCUUCUUAAGUCCUUUUUCAUCAUUACAUUACACAUAGCGGUGCAUAAUUCCGAAAACAACUAUAUUUUAUCAUUGAGAUAUUGCACUAGUGCGAACAAAUGUGCCUCUGACAAGCAUUUUUAUAUAGGACUAGCGGACGCCCGCGACUUCCGCGGUCCGCGUGAAACUCGAUGUAAACUUUCAACUACCCCUACCCAACUCUACCCCUACCCUACACCUACCCUACCCCCUACUCAACCCUACCCUACCCUACCCUACCUUUUCCUGAAUUUUCUUUGCUAUAAACCUCACGGAGCCCGAGACCUUUCCAACGAAUGCAAAACCGUGGAAAUCGGACCGUGCGUUCUGGAGUUAUAGCGUCAGGAAGGAAAACCUGACUUAUUUGUAUAUAGUAGAAAAAGACAAUGUCGUUAUGUUACAGGGUGACAAUGUCGCUCGGUCUUAUAGCACAAAUUAUAACUACUCGUAAAUAAACACCUCGCCUGCUCCGACAAGGUUACUCGUAUUACUUGAUUUUAAAUAUCCUACUUUAGCUAAUCAGAAAAAAUCAGAUUUGUGGUUGUAAUUUUUCACAUUCACAAAGUAUACUGUGACAGCCUAGGGGAUAUGACCUCUGCCUCCCAUUCCAGAUUCCCAUUUCAGUUGUGUGCAUUAUAAGGAAUUAAAUAUCACGUGUCUCAAACAGUGAUAUCCUGCCUGCAUACCAGAGAUUUUUUUUAAUUAUAUCUGCGUGUGUGAAGUCUGCCAUCCGCAUUGCGCCAGCGUGGUGGACUAUUAGCCUAACCCCUCUAAUUCAAAAUCAAAAUCAAAAAUCAAAAAUCAUUUAUUUCAAGUAGGCUCAGUUUACAAGCACUUUUGACACGUCAGUUGACUAUUUGUAAAGAUUCUACCACCGGUUCGGAAGACAGGUUCCGCUGAGAAGAUACCGGCAAGUAACUCAACAGUUGCUCUUUUGAAAAAGUCAUACAGUAUUACAAUUUACAUUUGAUAUCAAUUAAAUUACAAUUUCUUAUAGUUUUAUUUCCUGUGUGAAGGUGGAAGCUGAUCCAAUGGCCUCCAAGCACCUUUGUCGUUAAGGAACUCAUCAAUAGCGUAGUAACCUCGUCUAAGUAAAUGUAAAUUCUGAGAGGAGACUCGAACUCAGUAGUGAGCCGAAUAUGGGUUGAUAACAAACGAAAUGUCCCUGGUAACUGCUACUGUUAGUAAAAUCGUAAAGUAAAUUUCACUACACCAAUUCAGCUCGAUCACAUCGCACUAUCUUAUUGAUGACUUACGUCCUUCCGCUGACUCCGAUGUUAUUUAUCAUCGCAAAGCCUGUUUCAUUUGCUAUCGACACUUUUCUUAUCUUUUAUUGAUGGCAUUUUAACAGCUUUCUUAGUUCUAUUUAAUAUAUCUAAGGGUCGCGCAAUCUGAAAGUACUUAGUAUCUACUACUAAGUACUAAGUACUACUAAGUACUUAGUAUCUAUAGCUAUAUAUCAUUCAGACUAAUAGUAUCACUAUUAGUUUGAAGGGUAUGGUUAUUGGUAACACUUAUUUAAGUCUCUACAACACUACAUGAGACUUAAAAAAUUGAUUAAAUACCUAUUUGACUGUUAUUUUUAGUAUAGUAUAGUAGCGGACGCUUGCGCGGAAUUCAUUUUCACGCGGGAACCAUGGAUUUUUGUGAGAUGAAAAGUAGCCUAUGUGUUAAGUGUUAAGCCAGAGUAAAAUCCAUUUUCAUUCCUAAUUUCAGCCAAAUAGCUUCAGUAGUAGAGGUUUUUUUGAGAUUAAUAUAUUUUAUAUAGAUUUAUUUUUAAAGCAGUUAAAAUGUUUUUUUCUUGGAUAGGUAGGUACUUGUAAUACUAUAGAUAGUAAAAGAUUAUUAUUAUUCAGAAAUAUUACUACAAAAUAUUAUAUAACACAAAAUAUUAUAUUAUAUCCCGGAAACCUAAUCACCAGAGAUGAGUAUCAAGGUCGUUUAAUAAUAAUAGUUAUCUUCCUAGACACACGAUACUGUGUUGACACAAACUUGUGGUUGUAAUUGGAACUUGAUACAAUUAAUAUGUAUGAACCAAUUACUUCAUAUCCUUUGCUAUGUUGCACAAUUUAACACAGUCUCCAGGUUUCUCGUGUGACUCGACCAACGAGAUAUUAAUUACAAACGAAAUAUAAUUAGACUUAAUGCGUGUAACUGGCCAAACGUCAAAUGCGCAGUUAAAAAUAAUCGCAGACAGGUCACUGACGUUAGACCUGUUAAAUCCAAAAUAUAUAAAUGUAAAAAAUAAGCAAAACAGAAAAUGGAUUUAAAAGAAUCACUGUUAAAAGACGACUUUGGAAAUAUCCUAAUCAGCCUCCAAAAAUUGUUGCCCAAGAAAAAGGAGCCGUUCUUCUUCGAAUUUGACAAGGCGACGUUGACAAGGUUAAGUGAUGUCCACUUGGAGGCGAAGAGUGUGUUCCCAAAGUGCUUUGUUGGCGCUAAACUUGUCAUCCUACGCCAGAUAAUGGACAAAGUCAAGUUAAUGCAGAACUACAGCUUCGGCAAGACUAAGGAAUCCUACAAGUGCUACUCCCAUCUUUUGUACAAAGAAACUGAUAAUAAAAACGUCGAUGACGGCUUAUUGAUAGACUCGACGGGAUCUGCAAUAGCGACGUAUAAGGAGAAGACGGAUGACUUCGAAAUGAGAUUAACGUCAAAGAUAAAGGACGUCGUGUCUUCAGAAACUGAGAUAGUCUUUGAAAAAGAAAGCGAUAAGUCUAUCGGUUCUAUUUCUUGCUCUAUGAAAGAUGUCGAUCCUAUAACCUUGAGUCUAGUAGCGCAGUGGAUGUACAAAAUCAGGCCGGAGCUUAGUGUGGGCAGCGAAUUCGGCAUAAGACCUCUGUCUCAUCCAAUAUCACCGCAGUUGUCUUUCAGCGCUCGAUACGAACGGUCGUCCUUCACGCUGUCUUCGACUCUCAGCAGAGUCGGUUUUCAAGUGUGCAUAUACAAAAAGUUCAGUCCAGAUUUACGGAUAGCGACCAUUUUUAAUGAGGGCAAUAAAGACCUGCCCGCUUCCGUCGGUGUGGCGUUACACAAAAGCUUCGAGAACGGUUCAGAGUUGAAAAUGUUUGUGGAUUCGCAGAAAUGCGGAGGUUUUACGUACGAAAGGGACAUUGUGUUCCAGGAGUCGCAUAAUGACGUGCGGGUAAUACGAUUGAUGGCUAGCACGCUCAUUGACCGGCAGAAGCGAGUCCGUUUGGGUUUCGGCUUCAAUUUGGAUUUUUAAACUACCCCCUGUCACUUGUAAAUUAAUCGUUAUACAUUGUGUACGUUUUUGUAGUAAUAUUUGUUUGUAUAUAAGUAUACAUAAGUUUUAGUUAACGCUUUAUUAUUGUUAAUGCACGUUUUGUGACACCGUUUUGAGGGUGUGUGAUUAAAAUUUGUUGAAUAGAUUUUUUUUGUUAUUUCAUUUUAUGCCCUGAAUCUAUUGAAAGUAGCAUUCAUAAAAACCAUCAGAGGUAUGGAAGAAUAAACUUCUACCUCUUCCGAGUUAGCCUUAAGAUCUUAGAAUGUAUCGUAAGGGCUUCCGCACACGGGCCACCGGCCACAACCACAAAACGCCGCUACUGGCAUACUUCCUGUAGUUUUCAUAAAUUUUAUAUGGACUCAUUGCACACGGUUGACGCUGGUGGCCGCCACACGCUACAACACAUUUGUCACUUCUUGUAGCACCGGCCACUAAACGCCUACACAAAAUGCCGCAACACGCAACUCGCGCAAUUAUGAUACUGCAUGUAUGGGUUAAAAAAGUAGUAGCCACCGACCACAAGUGUUGACCACCGGCCACAAAUGACUAUCGCGCGCUUCAGCUACCUUUGUGGCCCCUUCUUGUUUCUUGUAGCGGCGUUUUUGGCUGUCGCAUGUGCACUUACUAAGCAUCAGAGGAGAUGCCAAGGGCAAUAAUUUAUUAAUUCAAAAUGAGCUUAACCCAUUUGAGGUCACUGUACGCAACUGAGUACAGACAUAUCCAUAGGUGUAGAUUGUAAAACUUGGAAAGUUAACUAGGGUAAUCAUAUAAUUUUACUUUAUUAUAAAACUGUUUAGAUAUUUUGUUAAACAUUAUGCGGGUAGUGUGUCAUUUAUUGAUAAAUAGUGUCAGUUGAAGUUGCAUCACGGAAACAUUGUGCACGUAAGUGAAUGAUAUUAUAUUUUUUUUCAUAACCAUCGAUUAAAAGUUUGUUUUUUCAUAACAUUUGUAGAAAAUAGAUGUCAAAGUAAGAUUUGAAUUAGAAUACAAUAAGUAAUUUGCAACCACAAUGAAACUAGGGUCAUACAAAUUGUACUGUACGCGUUUGCGUACAAUGACAACAUACGUAAGUAAAAUAACUGGUUUAGUUUACAUAUUCCUUACAAUGAAUAAACAACAAUUUACACCUCGAGAAUGCUACAUAGAGCUUGAGGAAGCUGUUGAUGGUGUUUUACGAGGUAGUGAUGAAGAUGAAAGUGAUUUUGCUAUUAUACCACCCGAUCCAAGUGCAUUGACUGAUGAAGAGGAAGGUGCCGAAGAGGAUGUAGCAGGGUGUUUCAUGCCGCAUGAUGUACCUGACACUAUAGAGGUAUUUACGAAUCCCGAAGAUGGCAGUAACGACGAUAGUGAUGAUGAACCACUGGCGUAAAAAGAAGACGACAAGAUGUUACCCGCCAAUCCGAUCCAAUGCCAAUCUGGUGGAAAUGUGCCCCUUCAUACACUUCAACAUUACAACGUACUAACAUACAAGUCAGUGAUAGGAAAAUACGAUUCGUGAAGAGCUAAGAGGCUAAAUAUCAUAUAGCAAACUUUACGCAAAUCAAAACAAUCGACACGAGUUUUGAUAUUUGGAUACAUCGAGAAACAAUGUACUGGUCUCUAGAUGAAGAUAUAGGCUUGGAAUUCGUCGCCGAAUCUAUAUCAAGACAUAAGUUCCGGGAUAUAGAAAGAAACCUUCAUCUUGUUGACAACAACUUAGCAGCAACAUCUAAUGAUAAAAGAUAAUGCAAAGAUAAUAGUGUAUGUACAAUGGCAACUAACUACGACACCAUAGAACCAUUAGGGACUGUCAAGCGAAGCAGUUCCAAAAAAACGAGAGAAAACAGAUGUAACGAUACCACAUUUAUCUCAAACUUACAACAAAAAUAUGGGUGGUGUUGAUGAACUUGACCAGUCUAUCUCGUUAUACAGAAUUACUGUUCAUGGUAAAAAGUGGUGGUGGGUGUUAUUUACUUAUUUGUCUGUUGCUAAUUUUUAGUUUAUAUGUAAUGAGUUAUGUAACGAUAAACGAGUAAUGAUACUAUACUAUGAAUAGGUCACUUUCCCGUCAAAACUGAAACACCGCUGCAGUGUGUCCUUUGUCUUGCAAGAGUGCGCUGGUAAAGCAGAAGUGUCUCAAAACACUUUGUGUUGAAAAAGCGUGUUUAGAAAAUUUUUAUACAUAAGCGGUCAUUGUACUCAGUUGUGUACACCCCUGUAAUUUCAUGAAAACUAAUAUUUUUCAGUAUUUUCUUUAAUUUCAUGCCUUUUUCUUUGUUUUUUAAUAAGUAAGUAAAGAUUAUUUAAAAAUAUCUUUUGUACUUUUCAUUUGACCUCUAAUGGGUUAAAUAAAAUUAAUUUAAUUUGAUUUGAUAACGACGUCUAUGUCAGUCUAAUAUAAUUUGGGACAGAGUUGGAAAGUUUCAGAAGUGGGAUAAACCUCAAAAACCCAAGCUUGUUAUCUCUGAGAAGUAAAUACGACAAAUUGUGCUUGUUAUGAAACUUUUUUUUGUUUAGCGGUCGCUUCGCGGUUUUCGAGGGUAGAAAAUAAGAGUCGGAUGAUUGUUGUUCAGUAUUUCGCUGCUGUAAUAUCUUAUAAACAAUUUCUAAUGAGCUCCCCGGUCGGCUUGGAUGGCCUUUUCAAUGAAAUGUUUUUUAUUUUAUUUUGGUGCAAGUUUUGGUACUGUUGUUUCAACAUGCUUUGAUUCUAUUUAAAAAAAAAUAGAAUUUCAAGGAAAAACGAACUGCUUUGAAGUUAUACACAAAAAGUA
Messenger RNA from Bicyclus anynana (squinting bush brown), 6248 nucleotides. Its product is annotated as mitochondrial import receptor subunit TOM40 homolog. The coding region runs from base 2512 to 3477 and encodes 321 amino acids. The transcript has a single exon. The record is from RefSeq and is a predicted model, not a curated record. Gene Ontology annotation, biological process: protein import into mitochondrial matrix. Lineage: Eukaryota; Metazoa; Arthropoda; Insecta; Lepidoptera; Nymphalidae. Gene Ontology annotation, molecular function: transmembrane protein transporter activity. Gene Ontology annotation, cellular component: mitochondrial outer membrane translocase complex; mitochondrial outer membrane.